AUGAGUACAUUGAGCUGGAACUGCCGUGGCUUGGGUAAUCUACGGACAGUUCGGGAAAUUGAGGACGUAGUGUCCCGUAAGAAACCCGAUUUUGUAUUUCUGAUGGAAACCAAGGUUAACCGAGAUCAUGCAGAGCGUCUUCGGGUAAAGCUUGGGUUCGAAGGCUUAUUUAAUGUUGAUAAUUCAGGAUUGAGUGGGGGGUUAGCAAUGUUAUGGAGGACAAAUAGUUAUGCAACACUGAUUGGCUAUUCGAGUAAUUACAUUGAUAUUGAGGUGAGUGUUCCUGGUUUUGAUAAGUGGAGGAUGACUGGUUUCUAUGGCUUCUCGAAACGACCACAAAGGAGGGAGUCAUGGGAUCUUAUCCGUUCAUUACCAACUAAAUCGGAUCUGCCGUGGGUUAUUAUUGGAGAUUUCAAUGAUCUAUUAUUCCAGUAUGAGAAACGAGGGGGAAACCCUCAUCCAGAAAAUUUGCUACGGGGUUUUGGAGAGACGAUUGAUGAAUGCGGAUUGACACAGUUGCCUAUGUCUGGAUAUCCCUUCACUUGGGAAAAGGGGAAGGGCACUCUGAAUUGGAUAGAGGAACGCUUGGAUAAGGUGUUAGCCACGCAGCCUUGGAGGGAGUUGGUGCCCGAUGCGAAUGUGCAGAACAUAUUGACCCGAAAAUCGGAUCAUUCCUUCCUUUUCCUUGGGAUUCUGAAUCUUCGGGGGAGGGGGGUGAUCUGCGUAGGGGUUUUCGUUUUGAGAUGGCUUGGCUGCAUGAUGAAGGAUGUAGGGAGGUGGUGGAGAGAUCAUGGGGAGAAGGGAGAGAUAAGGGGCUGCAAGCGUGUACUGCAAUUUGUGGAAACCGGUUGA
Molecule: messenger RNA, 852 nt
Organism: Ipomoea nil (Japanese morning glory)
Lineage: Eukaryota; Viridiplantae; Streptophyta; Magnoliopsida; Solanales; Convolvulaceae
Exons: 1
Coding region: 1-852 (283 amino acids)
Molecular function (GO): catalytic activity
Source: RefSeq, a predicted model, not a curated record